CAGCGAUGAAAGCAGAGGAGAUAAUCGAGACAAACCCGUGGAUGUGCCAUAAAAACGUUUGUAAGAGCUGAGAUAUUCCUUUUCUAGCUGUUAGCCUGGUGAGCACGCAGCUCCGGUGGUUUAGUCGAAGAUAAGAAGCUAUCUGUGUGAAAGGGGAACCUGAGCAAGCUGAGAGAGACAGAGGGGGUUUGUCGGCCCACUGCAGUCUGAAUCACCGCAGACUCGCCCCACCGCUUGUUCAUCAUCGACGACGUUGGCCCAUCGACGGGUGCAUCCCCUCGGAGGAGGAAAGCAACGGGAAGGGACGGGACGGGACGCAAGCCCGAGUUUGACCCUCUGCCGCAGCCCCGAGGUGCGCUGCUUGGCAGGGAGUGCUAAAUAAUGAGCCAAAGGGACACACUGGUUCAUUUGUUCGCUGGAGGAUGUGGUGGCACAGUGGGCGCAAUUUUGACUUGUCCUCUGGAGGUUGUGAAGACCAGACUGCAGUCCUCUUCCAUCACUCUCUACAUCUCUGAAGUCCAGCUCAGCACCGUCAAUGGAGCCAGUGUGGCCCGCGUUGCUCCACCAGGGCCUCUGCACUGUCUCAAGUUAAUACUAGCGAGAGAGGGACCUCGUUCCCUCUUCAGAGGACUGGGACCCAACCUUGUGGGCGUGGCACCUUCCAGGGCGAUCUACUUUGCGGCCUAUUCAACAGCGAAGGAGAAGCUGAAUGGCGUGCUGGAGCCAGACUCUACCCAAGUGCACAUGGUGUCGGCUGGGCUGGCAGGGUUCACCGCCAUCACAGCCACCAAUCCCAUCUGGCUGAUCAAGACGCGUCUGCAGCUGGAAACCAGAACCCGGGGUGAGCGGCGAAUGAAUGCAUUCGAGUGCCUGCGGCGGGUGUACCAGAUGGAUGGCCUGCGAGGUCUCUACAGGGGCAUGUCGGCCUCAUACGCUGGCAUCUCUGAGACCGUUAUCCACUUUGUCAUCUAUGAGGGCAUCAAACGCAAACUGCUGGAGUCUAAGGCCCACUCCAGCAUGGACAAAGAGGAUGAGUCAGUCAAAGACGCCUCAGACUUUGUGGGCAUGAUGCUCGCAGCAGCCACCUCUAAGACCUGUGCCACCUCCAUCGCCUACCCUCAUGAGGUGAUCCGCACACGGCUACGUGAGGAAGGCAGCAAGUAUCGCUCCUUCUUUCAAACUCUGCUGACGGUAUCCAGGGAGGAGGGAUACCGGGCACUGUACCGCGGCCUAACCACCCAUCUUGUCAGACAGAUCCCCAACACGGCCAUCAUGAUGUGCACCUAUGAAGUGGUGGUCUACCUGCUCAGCCGUUAGCCCACAAGGUACGUCUCCUUCCUGUUUAAAGAGGUAGACAGUUAGCAAAUGACUGAGAUGGAAGACCUUUGGCGAGGGAGAGCGAGGACAAAAUGAAGACCAAAGGAAAACCAAGAAUACUCUAAUGGACCAGAAGAGGAAAAAUGGACAAAGAAGAAGAAAUAGGAGGGAGGAAAGCCCUUUUUUUCCACCAGAUCAGCACCAUCACCUCCAGUUCCCUUUAUCAGAAUGCUGGAACAGAUAGUGUUUGCUGUAGUUCACAGAGGAGGUAAUAGGAGGCAUUGACAGGUAAAACACAGAAAGAGUUUGGCACCUGUUAAACUAAGGGUACCUCUGAAAGAAAAUAUUUUAAGCACAAUUCAAUGGCCUUAACAGAAAGGGUUUUAUUUUGCAUCCUUCCCUUGAAAAACGGCCUUUUCACUUUUGAAUAAAGAUGAUAUUGUGAAAGGGGAAUGUUUGAAGGCAAUUGAAUUCGACAGGAGAACUGAUAACUAAACGUAGAUCAAUUUCACUCUACUUGGCACUAUUUGUCUGCCAUGCUCUCGCUUCAGUGCUGUGAGACUACUGCACCGUUUGAUGACUGGCAUUUAAGGAAUGUUCAUGUUAAGCAGAAUGUCAGAAGGAAGUUGGCAACAAAGACAUCAAACUGUUUUUUAAGUAACCUGAGCAACCCAUGUUUGCAUUACAGCAAGUGUGGCUUCAAGCAUUCCCCCCCCCCCCCCCCCCCCCCCCCCCCCCCCCCCCCCCACCUGAUGGCCUGAAGUUCGUACACAGCAGUGAGCUAACUGGCGACGCAUAACAAAACACAAAGAUGAGCUUGUGACGGCCUGUAACUCCCACUCAUGCCUCAGAAACUAGCUUGUAUUUAUAAAGAGUAGAUUGAAAAGCUGACAUUCAGUGAUUUAUUCCUCUGUAACUCUGCGCCUGGUGGUGACAUGGUUCGGGUGAAGUGGGCCUUCUGUGUCGACAGUUUCUCUUUGUUAAAACUGAAAUAAGAUUGUCAUACAAGGCCAGCUUCUGCCUGCUCACAGUCGCUGCUCAGGACUUUAAAAUCUUGUGUGAAAACAUGAGACCAACGUGUCCUUUCGUAUCCUCUAUUUUUUGAGAUGUGAAGUGUGUGAUUGUCCAAAAGGUACCAAGUAUCUACUAUUGGAGUGCCACUACUUGAAUAUAAUGUGACGGUGUGGGGAAAAUGUUGGAGCAGGAGAAUGUUGGUGGCAGUUUUUACAUUUCUGUGUGUGUGUGUGUAUAUCUGCGGUUCAUGUGUGCCUGCAUGUAUAAUUAAUAUCUACUUCAGAUUUCCCUCCACUAACAAUUAUUCUUGCAAGACACUGCGGUUGGGAGUGUGGACAAGCUCCUACUGGCAGCUUUCAUUCACACUCUCAGGCCAGUCCUUCCUUCCAGUGGCUUCCAACUGACCUGAUAACAUGCACUUUUGUGGCCUUUUCGGGCUUGUGCUUUGCAUUUUAUUGUGUGGACAGUUUAAACUUGUACAUUGUAAAAGAAAAAAAGUAUUACUGUAUAUCAAAUGGUAUUUUGCGCAACUGUUCUUAUAGCAGAUAUAUUGUACAGUUUAGAGUCCUCAGUAGUUGUGAAGGAUGUCCAAAUGUGUGUAUAUAAUAUAGAUACUGUAUAUGUAUAUCAUUUAUUGUUUUUUUGUUCUUAAGCCCAUGUAUGAUCAUGCUGUAGUUUGCAAUUUAUUGUUUUCAUAUUUGUGCAAUUUAACCUUGUUUGACAUUGACUGUGACAUGAAUAUUGAUAUUGCUUGACUGAUUUUUUCUUACAGUAUAAACUGUGAGUUUAUUUGUAUUUGUAUGUUGCUGUAAGCCGUCAUGCAAACAUGUUUGCUUAUGCUAAAGAUAACAAAUGCUGCAGGACAAAUACUUUUAUGUAAGCAUUUGUGCUGGAGCAUUGGUUUGUCGUUUUAACGCGUUCAUAAAAAGUGUUCCAUUUUGCAAAGUUUGGAUGUUUCCAUCUUUGGUAAUGUUUACAUCGUUCAUUACUUUCUGUCAGAUUUUUGGUUCUCCUGGCAAUAUGUUUUAAAUAUGAAGAUGGAAUCAUUUUAAUGUGAGAGUUCAACAACUGGAAUCAUCAACACUGUACAGAGUUGGGACUGUUAAAAACUGAAAUUACUAAUCCGUUACUGAAGUGGGUUGUUUACCCUUUUUAAACAAAAUGUUCAUAUAGUAUGCAUAAAGAAUUAUCUUUAGAAAAAUUGGGUACACACAUUUUAUUUAAUUGUAUCCAAGCACCUUAUUUAACCUUGAACACUUUUAUUGUUUGUAAUCAAAACAUCCUUUUACAUUUAACAUGACAUUUAAAAAGCCCUCCCUCCACGACCUACAAACAGAUGUAGUCUCAGUGCACAAUUAUUCCACAUAUGGAAAUGAUAGUUCGCAAAGAUUCCAUGUUUAAAUGAGUAUUGUGUUUAAUUCACCAAUUACAGAAAAUCUGGUGUGUUCACAGCAUGAUGUUCUUGAACGCUCUCAUUUCCCUCCUCCUUGUUUCAGUAUACUUUCAGAGGCAAACCGAGGCCUGUGUUGUAACUUGUAAUAGUUAUUGAUUUACAGUCUCCAUUGUUGCUGUCGAUGCUUGAACAAAAAUAAAUCUGACUCAUUCUAAUGUCCCAUGUUCUCCUGUAAAACACUAAUUGCUUUUAUGUUUUUGAUCCAUUGCAGUAAUACUUGAGGUUAAAUAACCAAAAUGUGAAACAGACAACUGGACAGUGCAAACAUUUCACUUUGCUUUGUACGUCUCAUUUCAGUGUCUGUAUGCAAUUCAAUAUCUUUCUCCUGUAUGCUUAGACAGGAUGCAGCCUCAAUCAGGGUUGAAUGAAACCUGGAAGAUUGUUUUUUCCCAGCUCAAUAUUUGACUGUUUGUUUGUUUGUUUGUUUUUUAAACACAAAAAUAAAUAAAAAUCAACUUGCAACUAAAA
Molecule: messenger RNA, 4252 nt
Organism: Cottoperca gobio
Lineage: Eukaryota; Metazoa; Chordata; Actinopteri; Perciformes; Bovichtidae
Product: solute carrier family 25 member 36-A-like
Exons: 7
Coding region: 382-1317 (311 amino acids)
Biological process (GO): pyrimidine nucleotide import into mitochondrion
Cellular component (GO): mitochondrion
Molecular function (GO): pyrimidine nucleotide transmembrane transporter activity
Source: RefSeq, a predicted model, not a curated record